UCUCAAUUCAGUCAACCUUUCAAUCCAAAUCAAAAGAUCUAAUUUCCCGGCCAAAUUCCUCCAUGUCUUCUUCAGAUUCUUCACCAACAUCCCAAAUCGCUCCUCCCAACGAUCCUCCUUACGCCAAGCACGACAACCACAAUUCCGCAGAAAUGUUACCCCCCAAAGCGAAAUUCGUCCGCGAGUUCGAGCGCAACAACAGCCUCACACGCAAAUCCACAUCGACAUCCACAACCCCAUCCUCCAAAAUCUUCACCCACAAUCUAAACUACACCUUCACGGCCCCCUCGGUCCCAGACAUGACCUACUUCGCCCGCAUCCUGCACUACCAACGCUACGGCCACGACGGCCUCGCCUGCUCCGGCGCGUGCUCGAGUAAUUUCACGCUGCCCAUGUACGAGAAGCAGGAGUACAUGUCACCUUACCAAGUACGAUACACGGAGCGCCCCGGUUCGCGGGGCUCGUUGAAGAGUGAUAAGUCCUUUGAUGUCGCGGGAUACCGGCGACAGCUAGCGGCUGCGGGGGUGAGGAAGAGAAAGUGGAAUACGUUUUGGGCUGUUAUUCUUGCGUUGUUGAUUAUUUUCUUUGGGGCGGGUGUUUUGGCCUUUGUUCUAUUGUCGAUUCAAGUGAGAUGA
Colletotrichum scovillei is the source of this 635-nucleotide messenger RNA. RefSeq lists its product as uncharacterized. NCBI's taxonomy places the organism in Eukaryota, Fungi, Ascomycota, Sordariomycetes, Glomerellales, Glomerellaceae. The transcript has a single exon. Bases 63 to 635 code for a protein of 190 amino acids. The record is from RefSeq and is a predicted model, not a curated record.